Ostrinia nubilalis (European corn borer) is the source of this 3468-nucleotide messenger RNA. RefSeq names its product tyrosine kinase receptor Cad96Ca (gene Cad96Ca). Gene Ontology annotation, biological process: multicellular organism development; homophilic cell-cell adhesion; cell surface receptor protein tyrosine kinase signaling pathway. Bases 326 to 2212 code for a protein of 628 amino acids. Gene Ontology annotation, cellular component: signaling receptor complex; plasma membrane. The record is from RefSeq and is a predicted model, not a curated record. The transcript is spliced from 11 exons. Gene Ontology annotation, molecular function: calcium ion binding; ATP binding; transmembrane receptor protein tyrosine kinase activity. Lineage: Eukaryota; Metazoa; Arthropoda; Insecta; Lepidoptera; Crambidae.
GAUACGGUGCGCGCGCGUCGCUCGAACGCCAUUUUGUUUUUCAAACUUUCGAAUUACUUGGAUGUGUGAAGUGAACUCAAGUGUUGAGAAUUGUGAAAUACAUAAGCAAAUCUUCUUGAUACUUGCAAUAAGGAUGCUCUAUUACAGCUGUUUUUCGUCAUAAAGAUUUUGCAGAAUAAUUUCCUAGUGAAAAGUGAGAAAGUGUUGACAAGUGCUAAAUGAAGUGAAGUGAUGAUAGCGAAGUGCAGUGAAAACUCAACACAAAUGAAGCGACGCCGACUGAGAGUGGUUACAAUAACAACCGCUGUGCAGUGAAUACCGAACAAUGAUCGUGGAAAGUACUUGGAUUUUCAUCACAGGAUGUAUUGCUUUAGCAUCAGCUCAAUUCUCUCCAGAGUUCAACAUCCCAGCCAUCACCAGGGUGGAUCGGAACUGGUUUGCGAUGUCCACAGACCCUGUGGGCUCCGUCGUCACGAGGGUCCACAGGGAACGGACUUGGAACCAGAAUGUUACCUUCGGCUUGGAGACCUCUGGGCCUCCAGCCCCCUUCACCAUCGAUCCGCAGACUGGAGUGGUCACUGUCAACGAUACGCUUAAAGAUAAGGAAAACUGUUCCUACUCAUUAUGGGUGACAGCAUUCGAUGGGUUUAUACCUCAACGGACAGAAGUGUUAGCAACAAUAACUAACAGUUUGGGCCAGAGACCGAUACCCCAUCCACCUCCGUACCUGCCGUUUCCUGGCACAUCGCACCAGUUUCCUGGCUUAGAACUGCCAUCACUGCCGCCGCCACCAAAGUACCCUACAACUACGCAAAGCACAACCAAAGCAACGGAGAAAAUUAUAGAAGUACCGACAACUGUACCUGAUACAACAACAGUCACAACUAAUAGUCCACCUAAAAGAACAGACAACGUCACUGAGAAGUUCACGAAGUUAGACAACGAAGGACACAGCACUAGUAAUAUAUCUGAACCAAGUGAUGAACAGCCACUAGGAAACGAUGUACCGUUAGCAGUCAUACCUGUUAUCGCGAUCGGAGGCCUUGUGGUCAUUGUGGUUGCUGUCAUAGUUUUUGUGUGGAGAAAGAACAAUUCCACCAAAACAAAAUCGAAAAAAGAUGACAUGAGCAAAGAUUCGAGCGGUAUAGUCCUCCAAGAUUCUUCGAUAAACUUGUGGAACCGACCGCGGACUUACUCGAAUAGAUACGAGUCUUGGGACAACAAUCACUUGCAGCAUUCCGAAGAAACUACGAUCACCAAAGAGGAGCCUCCAGAUGAGUGGGAAUUCCCGCGACAUCGCCUGAGAGUGUUCAAUAUCAUCGGAGAAGGUGCCUUCGGCCAGGUGUUCAGAGCUCAGGCUAUAGAUAUUGAUGGGAAAAAAGGUGAACAAAUCGUGGCUGUGAAGACGCUCAAAGAAAACGCGUCCGAGAAAGAGAAGACCGAUCUAUUACAGGAGUUGAUCGUGAUGAAGAAUCUAGGAACGCAUCCAAAUGUGGUCAGACUUAUUGGAUGCUGCACGGAAAAGGAGCCAACCCUAGUGAUAAUGGAGUUCGUGAGCAUAGGCAAGCUGCAGCAGUUCCUUAGAGACUCCAGAGCGGAACGGCAUUACGGGAACACGCAUGGAAGCCAGUUCCUCACGUCCAGGGACCUGACGCACUUCGCGUUCCAAGUUGCUAGAGGGAUGGAGUUCCUUAGUUCUAAAGGGAUAAUCCACAGGGAUUUAGCAGCAAGAAACGUGCUCAUAACCGAAGAGAGAACGUGUAAGGUGGCGGACUUCGGACUCGCGAGAGACGUCGGAGGUACACACGUGUAUGAAAGAAAGAGCGAUGGACGUCUACCGAUAAGAUGGAUGGCACCCGAGUCUCUUUACGACGACAUCUUCAGUGUAAAGUCUGAUAUAUGGAGUUUCGGAGUGUUGCUUUGGGAGAUCGUGACACUUGGCUCCACCCCUUAUCCAGGCAUGUCCGCUGGUGACGUCAUGCGGAAGGUACACAGCGGCUACCGUUUAGAAAAGCCAGAGCACUGUCGCCGCGAACUCUACAACAUUAUGUACUACUGCUGGGAGGCGAAGCCCACAGACCGUCCAGACUUUCCAGAAGUCGUGGCCAUGCUGGAACGACUGCUGUGCACCGAGACCGACUACAUCGAGCUGGAAAGAUUCCCCGAUCAUUCGUACUAUAAUGUACAACAUUUGGACGGGGAAAAACUUUAAGUCUAUAAGACAUUGUGAUUUUGACUUUAAUGGGUACAGGUGCGUCUGCUAUGGGUACAGAUGCGUCUUUUAUGGGUACAGAUGCGUAUGGGCAGUGAAGUUGUAACCGUCCACUUAAGAUAGUGAGCCAUUGCUAAAACGAAACCAAAACUGCAAGUUGAAGCCCAAAUUAAAAAAUGUAAAUAAAAGGGCAAUUUCGUAAAACAGUUUUAUUUAAGUUUAGUUAAGACAAUAAUUGAAAAACGAUCAUGCUUUUCGAAAAAAAUACGUAAAAUAUGUUUCUAUUUAAAAGUAACUUAUGAAUUCACUGGAUAUUUUGCUUAAAAUUACAAAAUAAAAGAAAAAAAAACAUAAAUUACUCAUAAAUAAAUCAAACAGUUUCUCAACAUAUACAGGGUGGAAACGAUAAGUGAUCUCACUCGAUUAUUUCUAAACUAUACAAGAUAUCCAAAAACUGGUGACUGAUCCUGAAAGUGCUUCACGAGUUCUAUCCAACGGUACCAAUAAUAAGUUACAAAAUAAAGUGGAGCUAUCCGAAAAUUCAAUGUUUCCAGCUUCCAUACAUUUAGUACUGCCACAGUCAUGGCACUCAUAUCUUGAUAAUAUUUUAGCAAAUAAAGCCUAAAACCAAUGUUUUCCAUGAAUAAUUUUAAAUAAAAAUGCAUUAAGAGUUCAUUUUAAGUGUUUAUUACUUUUUAAAAACAUUUAACACUUCUAAUAUUGUGUGGCUGGCAUACAUUUAGUAUGGAGGCUGAAAACAUUGAAUUUUCGGAUAGAUCCAGUUAAUUCUGUAAACUACUACUGAUGCCGUUUGAAAGAGCUCGUUAAGCACUUUCAGGAUCAGUAACCAGUUUUUCGAUAUCCUGUAUAGUUUAGAAAUAACCGAAUGAGAUCACUUAACGUUUCCACCCUGUAUAGUUUCAACAGUCGAGGAACAUGCCGAUUCUUAAUCAUUCGUCCCAAUAACCCUGUUUUAAUUUUAUACGAUUCAAAAUUAUGAGAUCUCGCUAUGGUCAUUUGCAUCAAGCUAUGAAUAUUAAAUUAAAAAUAUUAAAUAAAACUGAGAUUAAUUUAGGGUAUGGCAAUACUUUUAGCAUAAGUUUUACUCGUGUAGUUAAGAACUAGUCUUUAGAUAAAUAAAAAUGGAGUAAUGCAUAAGUAAUAUUGUUAUUGUAAUCUAGAACCUGUACAGCAUUAACAUUAUUGUAUUAAUGAUAAGCACUUUCGUAAUGAAUAAAUGUUUUGUUUAGUAAAUA